This is a messenger RNA of Purpureocillium takamizusanense, 315 nucleotides long. RefSeq lists its product as uncharacterized. Lineage: Eukaryota; Fungi; Ascomycota; Sordariomycetes; Hypocreales; Ophiocordycipitaceae. The coding region runs from base 1 to 315 and encodes 104 amino acids. The record is from RefSeq and is a predicted model, not a curated record. The transcript has a single exon.
AUGGAUGUGGGGGAAGUCGCCGACUGCGGCAAGGCGGCGGCGCCGCAAAGUCAAACACGCGAGACCCGAGCGCUAAAAAAGCAAGCUGGCCCAACCCAGGCUCAGCCAACCCGCGCAGUCGCCCCUGUGGAUGGAGCUAGAUCAAUUGGUCGACUCGUUCCCGUCGUCGCGCUCCAACAACAGCAGCAGCAGCACCCCGCCCCGAGCACUGUCGGCCUGCUGUUGUUCUGUGGAAACUGGGGACGAGGGUCCAUUUGCCCUGUCGGGCUAGACGGACCGAUCCAGCAGAUUCGAGGCCCUCCCCCGCACGUUUAA